AUGCACGAUUUCAAGAGGGGCAACGGAGUGAUUCGAGUGAUGCUGUCGGGGUAUGGGCCGCUGCUGGUGCGUGCAUACGUCUACGUCACCAACAAUGAGAUCUAUGGCGCCUACCUACCAGUGUUGUUCCAGUUUGGGGUGGUGGGGGCAGUGUUCAAGAACAACCACGUGCAUGACUAUGUGUGGGCUGCUAUCACGUGUGGCAACAUGGUUCACUUGCAGGGCGACUGCAUGCUAACUUCAAUUUCCAACAACCUCGUUGUAGCAAAGGGCCGGAACCUGACAGGGGGGGGUGACGCCACGGGGAUAUACUACGUAACACACUGGAAUAACCCGGGUAAUUUGGCGGAGUGCAACUACGUUAUCGGGGGUGACCACUGCUACUACCUGGACUAUGCCAGCUCGGGUGUGACUAUACGCGGAGGGGCUUGUAUCGGGAUGGUGGAUGGCAUGAAGGUCAACAACGGGAAAUGGAACCGCAUCUCCCACGUGGUGAUGAAGGGCACGGAGCUCACGCCAGGGUGGUGCACGUGCCUCACUGCCACCGUGUGCAACUGCCUCAAGGACCCCGGCAACUACUGGGACCGCAUGCAAGCCAAGUACUACAGCAGCGCCGUGUUUCAGCAGAGAUGGCCCUGGAUGAAGAACACUUGUUCCGAAUCAUCCGUUAACGGGACUCCGUGUAACACAAACGCGCCGGGCACCUUAAAGGACACGGAGACAGGCAAGUGCAGCGGGCUGCCCACAAAUAAUUACAUCGACCUGGUAUUGGUCGACGUGCAAGAUGCCGACAUGAAUUACCGUUACUGCGAGCAGUUGCCGAAUGUGCCCAAGUUAAACACGCAUCGGCAUAUCAAUUCUGCCAGUAUGGCGUGCAUGAGCUUCAUGGAUGCGCUUAGAGUAGCCGCUAAGACGAAAGAAGCUCCAUCGGAAUGGUUCGGCUCCAACGGGUGGCCUGCAGAAUGUCAAGAGCCCAUUGCCAUUCCGAAUCUGAAAAAGAGAAAGCAGUGCGAGUCUGAGCCACCUCGGCUCAAGCCAAGGACCCUCCCUGUCUCAUCCGGAGCACCUACCACUUCCACCUCUUCCACCAAGCUUCUCGUUCUCCCGGACCUGGCAACUCUCAUGCCUCGGUCCGAGCAUCGUUCCGAGCCUCCUUUGGUCCGCUCCAAUACAUCUGUGCCAGCUCGUCAGCCGUUGGAUGCUCCCCGUUUGGUCCGUGCCUGCACCACCACCAACCGUGGGAUGCGCCGAGAUUCUCAGAAUGACACGCUUCCUACUCAGAAUCCCUCGCUUUCUUCUCGGCCUGCUCACUCUUCUGGGUGUGUAACCGCUUCUCAGCACCCACCGCCGCCUUCGCGUUUCGCUCCCAACGGAGCUGUCAAUUUCGAUUUCCACGAUGCUGCUACGGACUGGGUGAAAGCCGUCGCGUCGUCGUUAAGAGGAGAGUACGUCGUUCCGCCGCCAGCGCCGGGACGGAAUCAGCUGACGGAAUCCGUCCCGGAAAAGCCUGCCCAGGGGGAGCGGAGCAAGAUGGCUCAGCAGCUUGACUUUCGCAUCCAGAUGCAGCAGCAGGAUGACGCCAAGCACGAAAAGAAGCUCAGCCUCUCCGAAAUUCUCCAGUGGGAGGCCGAAAUGGUUUCGUCUGUCUGUCCCAAAGCGCGUCCCGCCCCUCCAACGGUUAAGAUUCCGGUUUUUAGUUUCUCGGAUCCUCUGGAGGUGAAGCCUGCAGUGACGAAUCAGACUGCUGACGUGGAAGCCGAGAAAUUGGACGAUAAGCUAUUUAUUGAUGAGCUGCUUAUGGAAUUCGACAUGUACUCCAUGGCAACUCCCGCCGCUGUUCCGGGUUCCAACGCGUGGGAGCCUGCUGUUCCGCCGACGCCCUCGGGCAUCCCUCCCACGCCGUCUGCUCCGGCUGGCGGAUUCGCUUCGCUAUGGUCGGAGGCUUGGACUGAUGGCUUUAACGUGGACCUGUCGAGCCUGGCUGGUAACCCGGCGCUGUGGUGA
This is a messenger RNA of Closterium sp. Yama58-4, 2004 nucleotides long. The record is from the annotation of a GenBank genome assembly. Lineage: Eukaryota; Viridiplantae; Streptophyta; Zygnematophyceae; Desmidiales; Closteriaceae.